AUGAUACCGGCCAAGAGCAAUGGCGAACCGGCGAGGCACGAGGAGGGGCAGGGCCUGCUGGCAGGCAACUACGAGGAGGACGACCUAGGUACACAUGUCGGCAUCGACGCCAACGGCAGCGACGACAAGCUCGCGGCGACGCCCCAGAAGUCGCCGCGGACGCCGCACCGCGUGCAGUUUGACCUCACGCCCGAGGUGAUUGGCGCGGGCAACGGUUCGGCCGGCGGCAGGAUGUCGUACUCGUCGGACGAGGCGAGCCGGAGCUUCGACCUGGACAUCGCCGAGGGCGGCGGCCAGGGGGAGCGUCACCACCGCGUGCCGCUGCUGACGGACAUGGAGGCGCCGAGCGUGGCCGUGGCGAACGCGUGGGGCGACGGCGACGACGAGGGCGACGCCGCGGACGAGCUGCACGCCGAGAUGCGGCGGCCCAAGUCGGGCCUCAAGUCGGCGUUCAUGAACAUGGCCAACUCCAUCAUCGGCGCGGGCAUCAUCGGGCAGCCGUACGCGAUCCGGCAGGCGGGCCUCCUGGCGGGCAUCCUGCUGCUCGUGGGGCUGACCAUUGUGGUCGACUGGACCAUCUGCCUCAUCGUCAUCAACAGCAAGCUCAGCGGCACGAGCAGCUUCCAGGGAACCGUGGAGCACUGCUUCGGGCGCGCGGGGCUCAUCGCCAUCAGCAUCGCGCAGUGGGUCUUUGCGUUUGGCGGCAUGGUGGCCUUUGGCGUCAUCGUCGGCGACACGAUUCCGCACGUGCUGCUGGCGAUAUGGCCCGAGCUGGCCCAGGUGCCCGUCAUCGGGCUGCUGACGGACAGGAGGGUGGCCAUUGCGGUGUUUGUCAUGGGCGUGAGCUAUCCACUGACGCUGUACCGGGAUAUCGCAAAGCUGGCCAAGGCGAGCACGUUUGCGCUCAUCGGCAUGAUGGUCAUUGUGUCGACGGUCUUAAUACAGGGGGCGUUUGUUCCGUCCGAGUCGCGGGGCUCGUUUAGCGUUCCCCUGUUGACGAUAAACGGGGGCAUAUUCCAGGCUAUCGGCGUUAUAUCAUUUGCUUUUGUAUGCCAUCAUAACUCGCUGCUCAUCUACGGCUCGCUCCGCACACCGACAAUCGACAACUUCUCGCGAGUCACGCAUUACUCGACGGGCGUGUCCAUGCUGGCGUGCUUGGUCAUGGCGCUCGCGGGGUUCCUGACGUUUGGCGACAAGACGCUGGGCAACGUGCUCAACAACUUUCCCUCGGACAACAGCAUGGUCAACGUGGCGCGCCUCUUCUUCGGGCUCAACAUGCUGACGACGCUGCCGCUCGAGGCUUUCGUCUGCCGCGAGGUGAUGCUGACGUACUGGUACCCGGACGAGCCCUUCAACCUGCGGCGGCAUCUCAUCUUCAGCACGGCGCUCGUGGCCGGCGCGACGGGCAUCAGCCUGCUGACGUGCGACCUGGGCGUCGUGUUCGAGCUGGUGGGCGCGACGAGCGCCGUGGCCAUGGCGUACAUCCUGCCGCCCAUGUGCUACAUCAAGCUCACGACGCGGAGCUGGCGCACCUACAUGGCGUACGCGGUGGUGGUGUUUGGCGUUGCCGUCAUGGUCAUCAGCGUGAUACAGGCGGUUGGCAAGAUGAUAAACGGCUCCGAAGGCCCCGCGGCGUGUACAUGA
Molecule: messenger RNA, 1644 nt
Organism: Purpureocillium lilacinum
Lineage: Eukaryota; Fungi; Ascomycota; Sordariomycetes; Hypocreales; Ophiocordycipitaceae
Biological process (GO): amino acid transmembrane transport
Cellular component (GO): endoplasmic reticulum
Molecular function (GO): L-amino acid transmembrane transporter activity
Source: RefSeq, a predicted model, not a curated record